CAGCAACGGGCAUUGCAAUGCCUGCUGCAGCGCUGGGCAUGGCAACGCCGGCAGCAGCGACGGGAAGAGCGAAUCCAGCAGAAGCAAAAGGCAUGGGAAGCCCUGCAGAAGGAGCUGGCCUGGAUAAUCGAGCGGCGAAAACAGGAAUUUCAAGAAGAGUGGAAGCGACGGGCACGGGCCAUGGAGAAGCAGCGGGAGAUAUGGGAAGUCGCAAAGCAGAUGCGGUUGCAGGAAAUGCAGCAGCAGGCGAGGGAAACCUGGCAGUAGCGCCGGGGGUGGGAAAUCCAGCUGCAGCGCCGGGGGCGGGCAAUCCAUCAGCAGCGGAGGCGAACAUGACAUAUCUAGAGGAGGAAGAGGAGGCGGAGGAAGAGGAGGUAGAACAAAUGACAUACUCAGUGGCAGGGGGGAGCGUGACAUAUCCAGCGGUGUCGGUGGGCGUGACAUACCCAGCAGUGGCCACGGGCAUACCUUAUCUAACACUGGCAAAGAGCAAGACAAAUUCAGUGGCGACGACUACGACGAGCAUGACAAAUUCAAUGGCGGCGGGAGACAUGGCAAUCACGGCGGCGGGCCAGCAGGGAAUAAUUAGCAGAGUGACAGAAAUGGUGAAAAGUAUUGUACCGGCGUGGCUGCAGAAGUAUUUCAAUAAGCGUGAGAAUGAGUGUGCAGCUGCAAAUAAAUCUGCAAACCAGGCGGCGACUCCAGUAAACCAGCAUCAUAAUUACGCAGAUGGAGGUACCCUAAAUGAUGGGAGAUACAUGCCUGAACGAGCGACACUUAAUAGACAAGAACCAUCCACAAGUAGCUCAGCACUGAACUACCCAGUUGCCUUAACAAGGCCCGCUCUUCAUCGGAGCCAUUUGAAUUAUACCAUGUCGGAUUCUUCUGUCCCACCUUCUCAGCCCACGACAUCUUCAAUAUUUGGCAUUGGCAGUCCUGGACUCUCUUUCAUAAAAGAAAUCAAAGAUUCUACCUCUCAACAAGACAAUGACAACAUGUCAAGAACCGGUGGCUUCUCCUCUAGAGCAUCUGACAAAGAUGUUGGAGUUUUAAAAAAUACUUCUUCAUCACUGCUCUGGACCACAGAAGCUGAUAGAACUCAUUCCCUCUCGCAGCAUUCUGCAGCUAGCUCUAAGAAACCUGCAUUCAGUUUAUCUGCUUUUGGAGGAAUGUUUCCUGCACGCGGAAGCACAUCUGACUGUAAGAAAAACCAGCCUGGGUAUUCUCCAUUUUACCCUGGAAAGACUGUCUAUGGUGGUGCAGCUGGAAAAUCAAAGCCGUUGAUGAUAGAACCUUAUCGGGUACAAAUGAGAAGGAGAGUUAGGCAAGAAAAAGUGCAGUCCCACGCUACCUUAAGUACCGCAGCACGGUGCAUCUUGGAGGCACUGGAGAAGCUGUCAAGCCCUUUGAUGGAUGAUGAAAAAAUGCCACCUCUUUUGCCGCUGAGUUCUCCUCCAGACAUAGAUGAACUGAAUAUUCCUGACCUUCAGCCCAAACGAAGAAAGCUGGACUCCCAGAAUGAGUCCCCGCAUCCACCUGUAAAGAGACUUGUGAAACCAAGGUUAAACCUUCAUUCAAUGCGUCGGGUCCGGUAUUCUAAACCAGCAAAGACUUCAACUCCUGAUUCCAGCAAAAUUUGCAACAGAGUAGACACAAAGUACUAAAUCCACAGCUCUACUUGGAUGUUGAUGAAAUGAACAGACAAGUUUAUGGAGACAAGCGAAGAACUCUACGAUUCACUCAUGAAUUGUCACUGGCAACCUCUGGAUACGGUCACUUCUGAAAUCCCCUCUGCUAUUUAAGUGUCUUAUAUAGCAUGACCGUUAUGACCAAGGUGCUAAAACUACAUUUCUUCUACGUUAUUCUAGCUCAUAAGUUUUAAAGCACAAUGAUAGGUUGGGUUUUUUUUGCUAUGCUUUUGACAGUUUCUGUAAUCUUUUUGUUCAUCACUCUCUUCUUCAUGUAAAUAUUCUAGAAAUGUAAAGAGUUAAAUGGGGUCUAAAGAUAGACUUGCCUGUGUAAAUAAAAAUUUGUUUCUGCAAA
Anas platyrhynchos (mallard) is the source of this 2043-nucleotide messenger RNA. NCBI's taxonomy places the organism in Eukaryota, Metazoa, Chordata, Aves, Anseriformes, Anatidae. The record is from RefSeq and is a predicted model, not a curated record.